GAUUCUUCGUCGGGGCUCAGAAUAAUGUUGAUUUGACGUUGUGCUCCUUUUUUUUGUAGUUUCAGCAUUUUUUCUCUGCUAACAUGCCAUGGAGCAUGAAACAAUCUAAAAAUAAUAUGGUGAAAUGGCUUUGGAUCAGCUACUGAACUAAAAAGAUCAGUGAUAUGGAGCAAAGUAUAAAAACAGAAAUGCUAGGUGAUAAAAAUCGCAAUAACUCAAACAAUAUGUGCCUGACUGUGGAACUGUGUGUCGUUUGUGGUGAUAGGGCUUCCGGAAGACACUAUGGGGCCAUAUCUUGUGAAGGUUGCAAAGGAUUUUUCAAGAGGUCCAUUCGUAAACAACUUGGAUAUCAAUGUAGAGGAAGUCAAAACUGUGAAGUUACCAAACACCAUAGAAAUAGAUGUCAAUACUGUAGACUGCAGAAAUGUUUAGCAUGUGGGAUGAGAAGUGAUUUGUUUUCAGCUGUUCAACAUGAACGGAAACCUAUAAUUGAUAAAAAGGAGUUCUCAAACAGUCCUGAGAUCAAGUUCAAUCAGAAUGCUGUCAAUGCAGUCAACAAAAUAUUCAUUAGGAAAGACCUGAAUUCAGAUUAUGGAUUAUUUACAAAUCCUUUCUGUACCAGUGAUCUUGGUCUUCAGUUCCUGAAUAAGAGACUUGCUAACAACACAGCUUCUGAUAACUUCAAUAUGUCUCCAAGCCAAGUGAGUGUUGAAGAUGAUGUUUCAAUGGACAGUACAAACACAGGCAAUGAACUCAGUGAUGCAUUAUGUACAGCAAGAGAUAAACAGCUCAUAUCAAAAGCUUUGGAUACAAUGGCAAGAGUCCAGUGCUUGAAUGGGACAGACUUGAAUGCAAUUUCUAGUGAAGAAAAAUGUUUUGAAUUUGAUGGCCCAAUACUGCAGGAGCAGAAUGUUGGGUUCAACCUGAUAAUUCCAGGACCUGUGCCCCCUUAUUUGAAUAUACACUAUAUUUGUGAGAGUGGAUCAAGACUUCUAUUUUUGUCUGUACAUUGGGCAAAGAAUAUACCUGCCUUCCAGUAUUUGAGCUCCGAGACCCAGGUGGCGUUGCUGCGCAGCUGCUGGUCGGAGCUGUUCGCGCUCGGGCUUGCGCAGUGUUCGCAGUCGCUGUCGCUGUCCACCAUCUUGUCGGCGCUGAUCGGCCAUUUGCACGCCGCCAUAGCGCAGGAGAAGAUGACGGCGGCGAAGGUGAAGCAGAUCACCGACCACAUCGUCAAGCUGCAGGACUUCGUGACCGGGAUGAACGGUUUGCAGGAGAAGGAACAGUUUUUGCCUUCUUCAUGGAGGAGACCAGGGGUCGGAAGAGAAGUCUUCAGGAACCUGAAUGAAAAGGGUCUUUCAAACGAACCUCUGGUGAACGACCAGGAGUACGCGUACUUGAAGGCGAUCACUCUGUUCUCCUCGGACCAGCCGGACAUUCUCCUGAGGAAGACGAUGGAGAAGUUGCAGGAGAAGUCCUUCCAGGGGCUGAGGAACUACGUAACCGGCAGCUAUCCCGAUGAUAAUGACAGGUUCCCCAAGUUGUUGCUGCGCCUGCCGCCUCUGAGGGCGAUAGACUCGAGCAUACUGGAAGAGCUGUUUUUCGCCGGCCUUAUUGGCCAAGUGCAAAUAGACAGCGUCAUCCCUUACAUCUUGCGGAUGGGAAACGGGGCCUUCUCGGCCGGCAACAACCGGCACGUGAAAUCUGAAAUAUUGGACGAGUUUUUGUGUAAAUGAGGUUCAAGUGUGGCGUGUGGGUGUGAUUUUUUUAAAUCGAAUUCUGAUACCAAAUAUUGGUAGGGAGGUGGGUGCAUGCUUCUACCAAUCACAUAUUUGAUACGAGUGCAAUGACAAAUGUGUUUUUAUAUGGAGGAUCUAGAACGAGCGUCUCAUGACACAACCAUCUUGUCACAUUCAAGGUCAAAUAUGAUUUGUCAUUAUGUCAAUUAUAUCAAGUGGUGCAAACAAUUUAGAUUUUUUUGAAUAGAGGAUUCGAUUAGCGCGUAGAAGUCGUCCCAGCAAACAUUUUGAUAUGGGGCAUCAUUGGUCUAAUAUAUUUUUCCCAUACCUGACAUCAGCGGCCCAGUAAAUGGUCCCAUAUGCGGGACUCUAUAUAUCAGUACACUGCGGCCGGCAGCUAGUCCCAGUCAUUCAGUCAUCACAUUCAGUUCCCCGGCAAAAAUCCAGUACAACAUAAUCGACACAUUUAGUUUCCCAUAGCAAGCCCAGCAUAUACAUAAAUGAUGGGACUGUAGUGGCCAAUUAACGACAUUGGUUACAUACUAUAGAGGUAGGGAAGGGGUAGGGGUUUUAGUGGUCCAAUGGAUCUGAAAGUUCUAGUACCUCUUUAUUUCACAAUAUAACCCUCUCAUCAGACCAGAUUUCAAGAAAACAAUUUUAUAAAUGACACAAUGAUAUCUUCUUAACCUCUCUGUUCUUCAAUGAUGAAACUUCUCGGAGUGACUGCUUACUGGUUGGUAUGUGGUAUCUACAUCUUAUUGGGUAGCAUUUCGUUAUGAGAAACUUCUUACAUACACUAUGCAUCAUUAGUUAUAUAUUAGUGGCCUAUGAGUUGCAUCAGUUUAUAACUUGAUAAUAUAAUCUGAUGUCGUGAUAACAUGAAGCUUUCCAAUUCUCAUUAUUUUCUUGGCAAAGGUGUUUUCUGUAGCUGAAACCACAUUGUUAUUCAGUACUUUAAUAUAGAGACAGGUUCACUUAACAUAAGAUUGCUUUUGAUAGCAACAAACGAGUUAAACAUGAUAGUUGCUUCUGGAAAGGUAUAGCCAACUCCAAUUAUUAUGACCAUUAGGUAUAUGAGGUAACGAGAUAGGUAUAUUGAUACUCAAUAUAAUCAUAAUUGAAGAAUCCUUCUAUUAUUAUUAAUUGAGAAUACUCCUGUCAUCAUAAAUAACCACCAGGGAGAGAGAGGACCACAUUAAUACGACAUAAACAAACUAGUACGCGAUCACCACUCACGAGAGUCAGCCAUCUUAGUCACAUAUAAUAUUGAUCAGCUGAUUGUUGAUGGAGACGUUCCCAGAACAUUCACCAGGGGGAUGAGUAGCGAACAUGAAAUUGGCCAGCAAAGGGCCAGAUCUCGUUAGUAUUCAAUUAGUUCUAAACAUCUUACCAUCACAAGGCCAUCAUCCUAUUUUUUACUGAUGGUUACUUGGCAUAGGGAAAUCAUCGGCCCAUUACCAAUAUCCCGGCAUCGUCACUUUCCCAGACUAGCCUACACUAGCUAGUUCAAUGUUUGCUGGGGUAGAAGUUAUAUUCUUCAAUUGAGUUGAUAUUUUAUUAUUUUAUAUUUGAAAUAGAGGAUAUGAAAAGGAGGUGUGAAUUAAUAAUAGAACAACAUCGAUAUAUUUUGAAUAAUUGCGAUAAAAUUAUAGACACAAUGACU
This is a messenger RNA of Phaedon cochleariae (mustard beetle), 3399 nucleotides long. Lineage: Eukaryota; Metazoa; Arthropoda; Insecta; Coleoptera; Chrysomelidae. The record is from the annotation of a GenBank genome assembly.